AUGAUCCGUGCUAGUUUCGUUGCUUCCAUUUUUUUCAUUGUCGCUGUCCAUUCUGAAAUUUUGAAUAAGAAUUCGGAAAAUGUGGAAAUUCAACAACUCUUCAACAUGAAAGCAGCGGCAAUUGAGAGAGGAUUAUCUGCGGAUUUAGUGCAAGAAGGACAAUCGUCGGAUUUGAUUGUUCGUGCCGAGAGAUAUUACGGAUGCGGUUGCGGCUGUGGAUGCGCUAAAGUUGCAAUAGUUUCUGCAGCUCCAUGUGCUGGAUGUUGUGGAUGCGGAUAUGGAAAAUAA
Molecule: messenger RNA, 288 nt
Organism: Caenorhabditis briggsae
Lineage: Eukaryota; Metazoa; Nematoda; Chromadorea; Rhabditida; Rhabditidae
Exons: 2
Coding region: 1-288 (95 amino acids)
Source: RefSeq, a predicted model, not a curated record